AUGAAUCCAAACGUUCCUCCAACAUCUUCAAUUAUUUUGCCUCCUCCUCCUACCUCAUUAACUUUAAAUAAUAAAGAUGUUAAAUUUUUAAAUCAUGAAACUACAACACUUAUAGUUAAAAGCCUGCCAAAUUUUCCAGAACCAGAUUUGAUUAAUUUUCUUAAUCAUUUUGGUCCAAAAGAAAUCCGUCUUGGAAAGUCUAGACAUAUGAAAAAUUCUGCCUUUCUAGAUUUUUGGGACCGUAAUUCAGCGUCAUUAGCAUUCACUAAAAUACAAGACUUGGGAGAUAUUAAUGGUAAAAGAAUCAGAGUUGAAUAUGCAUCUCCAACUCCAUCAUUAGGGUAA
Messenger RNA from Entrophospora sp. SA101, 345 nucleotides. The record is from the annotation of a GenBank genome assembly. Lineage: Eukaryota; Fungi; Glomeromycota; Glomeromycetes; Entrophosporales; Entrophosporaceae.